Jaculus jaculus (lesser Egyptian jerboa) is the source of this 3155-nucleotide messenger RNA. It is a transcript of the gene Mtmr2, whose product is annotated as myotubularin related protein 2. Gene Ontology annotation, biological process: dephosphorylation. The record is from RefSeq and is a predicted model, not a curated record. NCBI's taxonomy places the organism in Eukaryota, Metazoa, Chordata, Mammalia, Rodentia, Dipodidae. The coding region runs from base 341 to 2056 and encodes 571 amino acids. The transcript has 16 exons. Gene Ontology annotation, molecular function: phosphatidylinositol-3,5-bisphosphate 3-phosphatase activity.
ACCGCAGCCACGGAAGGCUGGUCGGCCUAUCACCCCCGCUGCCCAGCCGCGCCAUGGAGAAGAGCUCGAGCUGCGAGAGUCUCGGCGCGCAGCCCGCGGCCGCACGGCCGCCCAGCGCCGACUCGCUGUCCAGUUAAUGUGUUAAGAGCCAUUGACAUUUGAAGAUCAUCUGAAGUGAAGAUAAAACAUCUCAAAAAUUAUAAUUGCCUCUACUUCUCAUUCAGAGAACUCGGUGCAUACAAAAUCAGCAUCUGUUGUAUCAUCAGAUUCCAUUUCAACUUCGGCAGACAACUUUUCUCCUGAUUUGAGGGUCCUGAGGGAGUCAAACAAAUUAGCAGAAAUGGAAGAACCACCCUUGCUGCCAGGAGAAAAUAUUAAGGACAUGGCCAAAGAUGUAACUUACAUAUGUCCCUUCACUGGUGCAGUACGAGGAACGCUGACUGUCACAAAUUACAGAUUAUAUUUCAAGAGCAUAGAACGGGAUCCCCCAUUUGUUCUAGAUGCUUCACUUGGAGUGAUUAGUAGAGUAGAAAAAAUUGGUGGUGCUUCUAGCCGAGGUGAAAAUUCAUAUGGACUGGAAACUGUGUGCAAGGAUAUUAGGAAUUUACGAUUUGCUCAUAAGCCUGAGGGGCGAACAAGGAGAUCCAUAUUUGAGAAUCUAAUGAAAUAUGCAUUUCCCAUCUCCAACAGCCUGCCUCUUUUUGCUUUUGAAUAUAAAGAAGUAUUCCCUGAAAAUGGGUGGAAACUAUAUGACCCUCUUUUAGAGUACAGAAGACAGGGAAUUCCAAAUGAAAGCUGGAGAAUAACAAAGAUAAAUGAACGCUAUGAACUUUGUGACACGUAUCCUGCUCUCUUGGUGGUGCCAGCAAACAUUCCUGAUGAGGAAUUGAAAAGAGUGGCAUCCUUCAGGUCAAGGGGACGGAUCCCAGUUUUAUCAUGGAUUCACCCUGAAAGUCAAGCCACAAUCACUAGAUGCAGCCAGCCCAUGGUAGGAGUAAGUGGGAAACGAAGCAAAGAAGAUGAGAAAUAUCUUCAAGCCAUCAUGGAUUCCAAUGCCCAGUCGCACAAAAUCUUUAUAUUUGAUGCCCGGCCAAGUGUUAAUGCUGUUGCAAAUAAGGCAAAGGGUGGAGGUUAUGAAAGUGAAGAUGCCUAUCAAAAUGCAGAACUAGUUUUUCUGGAUAUUCACAAUAUUCAUGUUAUGAGAGAAUCACUACGGAAACUUAAGGAGAUUGUGUAUCCUAACAUUGAGGAAACUCACUGGUUGUCUAACUUGGAAUCUACUCAUUGGCUAGAACAUAUUAAGCUCAUUCUUGCAGGGGCUCUUAGGAUUGCUGACAAGGUGGAGUCAGGGAAGACGUCUGUGGUGGUGCACUGCAGUGAUGGCUGGGAUCGCACAGCUCAGCUCACUGCGCUGGCCAUGCUCAUGUUGGAUGGAUACUACCGAACCAUACGAGGGUUUGAAGUUCUUGUGGAGAAAGAGUGGCUGAGCUUUGGACAUCGGUUCCAACUAAGAGUUGGCCAUGGAGAUAAGAAUCACGCAGAUGCAGACAGAUCACCUGUUUUCCUUCAAUUUAUUGAUUGUGUCUGGCAAAUGACAAGACAGUUUCCUACCGCAUUUGAAUUCAACGAAUAUUUUCUCAUUACUAUUUUGGACCACCUAUACAGCUGUUUAUUUGGAACAUUCCUUUGUAACAGUGAACAGCAGAGAGGAAAAGAGAAUCUUCCUAAAAGGACUGUUUCACUGUGGUCUUACAUAAAUAGCCAGCUGGAAGACUUCACUAAUCCUCUCUAUGGGAGCUACUCUAAUCAUGUCCUUUAUCCUGUCGCCAGCAUGCGCCACCUAGAGCUCUGGGUGGGAUAUUACAUAAGGUGGAACCCACGGAUGAAGCCACAGGAACCUAUUCAUAGCAGAUAUAAAGAACUUCUUGCUAAGCGAGCAGAGCUUCAGAAAAAAGUCGAGGAACUCCAGAGAGAAAUUUCCAACCGAUCAACCUCAUCCUCAGAGACAGCCAGCUCUCCUGCACAGUGUGUUACUCCUGUCCAGACUGUUGUAUGAAAGGACUAUUAGUUGGGGGCAUCAUUGCUACAAACUCUUCAUUAAAGUGGCAGCUCUAUGAGUGGAAGCCCUUCUGUACUGAGAACCCAUCUAUGGGAGAAAAGUUCAGAUGCUUUAUUUAUUUGAAGGCUCUCCUAGAUGAGUUUAGAAAUGUAGCAGUGUAAGUGGCUUAAAGGAAAUAGCUCCAUAUAUAAUUACAAUGACACUAAUCUCAAGUCACCCAAAGAACAUUCAAAUAUUUCAAUUCUCUAUUCACAGUGGGAAGUUUUUAAUUUAAAAGGAAAAUGCUGUCUUUAGUUCAUGAUAAGAUCUCUUAAUGAGUGAAUCAUUUAUUACACAGAGCAAAAAGUGUCACACCAAAUUGGCACUGAAAAAAAAAAUAUUGGGACUUGAUGAGUAACAGCUUGAAAUGAUUUAAUGCCCCUUUCUCAGAUUUCCCUUUUUGUUUUGUAGUCAUUUAUCCUAAACACCUUUCACUCCUGUAACAGGAAAAGGUGAAACUCCGAGGACAUUAAUAGUGUGGUGGUGGUAGUGAAAAUACGCUGUUGCCGUUAGGGGCUUAAUUAGGAUGUUUUCAACAGUAGUUUCAAACUGACACCUUAUAAAUAUGCUCUGGAAAGUAAAAGGGACCAAAGUGGUAGCCAUCCUCUAGGAGUUUGAAGGAUAUUCCAUACUCUUCAGAUUAAUUUCCAUUUCUCCAAUGAUCAGAAGCAACAUGGAAGAUGAUUUUGAAAAGUCAUUUACUCAACUUUAUCUUAUGCUAAUUAAGACAAUAUUUUAAAACCUCGAAAGACUGAGUUGACCUUUUCUGUGUAGCUUUUAAGUACUAUGUUCAGAUUUUAUACAUUUUCUUUUGCAAUUCUGUAAUUCCACUGAGUGAUUAAGUCUACCAAAGAAUAUAUUGCAUGUAAAGAUGAAUUACAGUCUCAGUGUUAGUAGACAAAGUCUUGCUUCUGUUCACUUGAUUUGGGUGCUGGUAAGAACAUUUGACUCCCUGAUGUCUAUUUUCCUCUAUGUAAGAGCCAUAUGUAAAUGUACUGUAACAAAGAAGCUUCUUGUCCCUUAGUCUUUUAAUUAAAAGAAAUUUCAAUUGAUUUUA